Camellia sinensis is the source of this 2330-nucleotide messenger RNA. Its product is annotated as 3-phosphoinositide-dependent protein kinase 2. Gene Ontology annotation, molecular function: ATP binding; protein serine/threonine kinase activity. NCBI's taxonomy places the organism in Eukaryota, Viridiplantae, Streptophyta, Magnoliopsida, Ericales, Theaceae. The record is from RefSeq and is a predicted model, not a curated record. Gene Ontology annotation, biological process: intracellular signal transduction; peptidyl-serine phosphorylation.
UCCAUUGAUCUCCCUCUGUUACUAGCUUUCUAUCUAGGGUUUUCAAAUAAAGCUGAUAAUUUUGCAGAGACCUCUGUUGAAAACUAUAUAUAUUAUAUAGGCACAUAUACAUAAAAGGAAUCAUUUGCUUUAGUUUAGUGAUGUCUCAAGUGGUGGUGUGGUGGCUUUAUGAGAUUGGUUCAAAGAAGGAAUAUAUAAAGACAAUCUGAUCUGAAUGUACCAUGCCUUCGCUCUUCUUCUGCUCUGUCCUGUUCACCGGUCCUAAUUCCCCUUUUCAUUGGAGGCCGUGACGACGACGACCGCCCUACUCUUCUUCCAAGAUUUCUAGAGAGAGAGAGUGUGUGUGUGCUAUUUUUAGAAGAGAGAGAGAAAGAGAGAGAUUGAUAUUUAUAAACAGAAAAAACUAUACUAUAUAUGUAUCUAUUUUUAUAUAUUAAAUAGGGAAUUUUAGAGAGAGAAAUGUUGGGUCUGGUGCGGCAGCUAAUAUGGAGAAGGAUUUUGAUUCAAAGCUGAGGAUUGAGAGCAAUUCUUCCAAUGGAGGGAACUUAUCCAGAUCUAAGAGCUUCGCGUUUAGGGCACCCCAAGAGAAUUUCACCAUCCAAGAGUUCGAAUUGGGCAGGAUCUACGGCGUUGGUUCUUAUUCCAAGGUGGUGCGAGCAAGGAAGAAAGACUCAGGAAUUGUAUACGCCUUGAAGAUCAUGGAUAAAAAAUUUAUUACGAAAGAAAACAAAACCAAUUAUGUGAAGUUGGAGCGUAUUGUGCUAGAUCAGUUGGAUCAUCCAGGCAUUGUGCGGCUCUUUUUUACAUUUCAAGAUACUUUUUCUCUAUACAUGGCACUUGAGUCCUGUGAAGGUGGUGAACUUUUUGAUCAAAUAACCAGGAAAGGCCGUUUGCCAGAGGAUGAAGCUCGGUUCUAUGCAGCUGAAGUUGUGGAUGCUCUUGAGUACAUACAUGGUAUGGGACUGAUACAUCGAGAUAUUAAGCCAGAGAACCUGCUACUCACUGCUGAAGGACAUAUUAAAAUUGCUAAUUUUGGUAGUGUGAAGCCCAUGCAGGAUAGUCAGAUUACAAUCCUUCCUAAUGCAUCAUCUGAUGAUAAAGCUUGCACGUUUGUUGGAACAGCUGCUUAUGUCCCCCCAGAAGUUCUAAAUUCUUCUCCAGCAACUUUUGGAAAUGACCUUUGGGCACUUGGCUGCACUGUGUACCAGAUGCUUUCAGGCACUUCUCCCUUUAAAGAUGCUAGUGAGUGGCUCAUUUUCCAAAGAAUUAUUGCCAGAGAUAUCAGAUAUCCAAAUUAUUUUUCAGAAGAAGCUAGAGAUCUCAUUGACCAAUUAUUGGAUAUUGACCCCACCAGAAGACCAGGUGCCGGGCCUGAUGGUUAUGAUUCACUCAAGAUGCAUCCGUUCUUUAGGGGAGUUGACUGGAAGAAUUUAAGGGCGCAAAAUCCUCCACAACUUGCUUUGGAGCAAAAGGCUCAUUCGAGUGACAGUGAUGAUGUUCAGGAUUCUUCUUGGAACCCAUCUCACGUUGGGGAUGGUUCAACAAGACAACAUGAUGGGAAUGGUGGUUCUGCAUCAUCUUCUGACGCUGGCCAUGUAACUAGGAUUGCUUCAAUUGAUUCUUUUGAUUCAAAAUGGCAACAGUUUUUGGAGCCUGGUGAAUCUGUCCUUAUGAUCUCAAUGGUCAAGAAGAUUCAAAAACUGACAAACAAGAAAGUUCAGCUUAUCCUCACAAACAAGCCGAAGUUGAUUUAUUUGGAUCCUUCGAAGUUGGUGGUUAAAGGGAAUAUAAUCUGGUCUGACAACUCUAAUGAACUUAACGUCCAAGUUAUGAGCCCUUCUCUUUUCAAGAUUUUCACUCCGAAGAAGGUUUUGUCAUUUGAGGAUGUGAAGCAACGAGCGAUGCAAUGGAAAAAGGCAAUUGAGGCCCUCCAAAACCGGUGAUUUCUGUUUGCGGUUUUUGACAACAUGAUUCUUUGGAUGUAACAAUAUUGUAGAGAGAGGAACAUGGAGAUCCCAAAAACAGUUGGAUGCUCCCAAGGGAUUUUUGUUAAAGAAAAUGAUUUCAAGUUGCAGAGCCAGCCCUAUUUAAGGUACAACCUUCACUCUUUUGAUUUACAGUAUACUUUUGUGGCAAGGGUUUUGUUGUGUAAUUAUGAUGGGAAUUGUCCUUGUUGCAAGGUUGGCAGAGGGAUGUGUUCAUUACUGGUUUUAUGUGACUAGAUAAAAUACAAGCCACUUGGAAAUACUGUUUUUGUAAUUGUUUACAUAUUAUUUUUUGUUUUACAAAAAAAUGCAUUAAACAUGUUUAUGAGUAAUUCUAUUCUCACA